CACACUGCUACACACAAUCACAGAAAAAAAACAACCCCAAAGCAAAACAUUCCCCCAAAAUCAAAACAUUCCCCCAUUUCGAGGCUAAAUUUCGAGUGUGAAGCAGCAGCAGCAGCUGGCACAGGACCAAGGACGGACCCAGGAGCAAGGACCAAGGAGCCACGAUGAACGGACUGCCGCCCAGCAAGCACUACAACCUGACGCACUACCAGCAGCGCUACAACUGGGACUGCGGCCUGUCCUGCAUCAUCAUGAUUCUAUCGGCUCAGCAGCGGGCCGAGCUGCUGGACAACUUCGAGGCGGUGUGCCGCGAGGAGGGCUUCGGCUCUAGCACGUGGACCAUCGACCUGUGCUACCUGCUGCUGCGCUACCAGGUGCGCCACGAGUACUUCACCCAAACUCUGGGCAUCGAUCCCAACUAUGCCCAGCACACCUACUAUUCCAAAAUAAUUGACAAGGACGAGCGGCGCGUGACGCGCAAGUUCAAGGACGCCCGGGCUCAUGGCCUGCGUGUGGAGCAGCGCACCGUUGGCAUGGAGGUCAUACUGCGUCAUCUGGCACGCCAUGGUCCGGUCAUAUUGCUAACGAACGCCUCCGUGCUCACCUGCGAGGUGUGCAAGCGCAAUGUACUGGAGAAGUUUGGCUGUUUUCACCUUCAAUGCAUCAUCCCCAAAAUACGCAUGCCGGACCACCAAAGGUACGCCGGACACUAUGUGGUGCUCUGUGGCUAUGACAUGGCCGCCGAGAAGCUCUUCUAUCACAAUCCCGAGGUCCACGACGGCCACAUUUGUCGCUGCCUAAUCGAGUCCAUGGACACGGCCCGACGCGCCUACGGCACCGACGAGGACAUCAUCUUCAUCUAUGAGAAGAAGGCCGCCGCCGCCGCCACGAGCGAAUAAAUGGGAGAGGAGGGAGUUGUGCUCCUUUCCACAAUGCAAUUUAGUACCUGCAGUUUGCCAGGUUACCAAAAGGAGGAAGUCGCGGAUGGGAUCUGAGCUAUGUGAUAUUAGUACGUUAGAGGAAGAGAAGGGUUGGAUGUAUGAACUGGAACUGGAAGCUGCUAAGCUGCUAAGCUGCUUUGCUGGGCUGCUGCUACUUGGUUAACUUUGGCACAACAGUGUACUUUAUUUAGGUAUUUGUUAGCAGUUGGUCCCCAUAAAAAACAACAAUUACAACAAUGUUUAUAUGUAAAGCCAGGGUCGACUUUUGCCUCAAAAUCCUGUCCAGGCUACGGUUAAUACCCAGCUGCACUCAAUAACUAUUAUUUAAGUUUAGAAAGUGUUUUAGUUUAUAUCAAGUGACAGAGAGAUAGAGAAGCAAGCGUUUAAAUACACAUUUUUGUUUAAAUAAGUUCGUAUACACAUUUGCCCUGCCAUAGGAAUAUAUUAUAUAUUAUAUUCCAUACAUUCCCUUGAUAAAAGUAGUAUUUAUAUUUAAGCUUGCUCCUAGGUACACUUAAAUUUAAUUAAAAAAUCAAGAAAUGCUUGUAACAACAAAGGAACUUUCCGUUUCUUUAGCCAUAUUCCCCGCAUUUAUUUGGGGUAAAUGAAGAGUAUUAUUCGUAGCCUGUGUCUGCAGAAUUUUGUUUCAAAAUCGACCCACACAUUCCAAUACGAUUAUGCAUAAUUUUGUGUGUAGAAAAUACAUUGUUCCAACCUAUAGCCAUUGCUCACUAAAACCCCUCCU
Messenger RNA from Drosophila serrata, 1686 nucleotides. RefSeq names its product protein GUCD1. Lineage: Eukaryota; Metazoa; Arthropoda; Insecta; Diptera; Drosophilidae. The record is from RefSeq and is a predicted model, not a curated record.